AUGCCUAAUGUAACAUCAAAGGACACGUCUUUACCACUCUUUGCCGAUGAUUCAAAGUGUUUUCGCCUAAUACUAGGUCAGAAGGAUGGGGAUGAAUUACAAGAUGAUUUAAAUAAAUUAUUGACGUGGUCAUACACCUGGGGAAUGGAGUUUAAUACUAGUAAAUGUAAGGUCCUUAGAGUUGCUCGGAUUAAAUCUGUUUCUGAGAGAGACUAUCACCUUGGAGGAAUAAAGUUAGAACGAGUGGUUGUUGAAAAGGAUCUUGGUGUUUUGAUUAGACAGGAUUUGAGCUGGAAUGAUCAUGUUGAUUUUAUUAUAA
Messenger RNA from Paramuricea clavata, 319 nucleotides. Lineage: Eukaryota; Metazoa; Cnidaria; Anthozoa; Malacalcyonacea; Plexauridae. The record is from the annotation of a GenBank genome assembly.